Molecule: messenger RNA, 2931 nt
Organism: Oenanthe melanoleuca
Lineage: Eukaryota; Metazoa; Chordata; Aves; Passeriformes; Muscicapidae
Product: scavenger receptor cysteine-rich type 1 protein M130-like
Cellular component (GO): membrane
Source: RefSeq, a predicted model, not a curated record
UGCAGCAGCAGCAGAGCUGGAGGCUCGGGGGAUACAGGAAGGGCCCCCCCAGCGCAGGUGUGGUGGGUGGGGGGGCUGCCUCCCCCGGGCACAUCCGGCUGGCAGCCCACUGUGGCGAGGUGUGUGACGCCAGAAGCGGAGGCCAGGCUCAUAUUUGGGCACGGAGCAGGUGAUUGGAGGCCGCGGCCCCAGAGGCGGCCGAUGAGGCACCUGCUAAAGGCUGCCCGGCUGCUGCUGCCUGCAUUGGCUCGGGCGCUGGCGAGACGUGGCCUGGCUGCGCUGGCUCGGGGCCGCUGCCAUGGGGCCGCUGCUGGCGCUGGCGCUGCUCGUGUGCGUGCAGCUGUGUGCGGGCUCCGGGGAGCUGCGUCUGGUGGGCGGCGGCGGGCGCUGUGCCGGGCGCGUGGAGCUGGAGCACGGCGGGGAGUGGGGCUCCAUCUGUGUCUUCGACUCCGACCGGGAAGCCCGAUGGGCCAGCGUGGUGUGCCGGCAGCUGGGCUGUGGCCAGGUGGCCAGGGCGUCCCCGUACGCCCCGUUCGGUCAGGGCACCGGGCGGAUCUGGCUGCAGCCCGUGUUCUGCAACGGCACCGAGAAUGCGCUGGAGGAGUGUCCGCACUUCGGAUGGGGACGGCACUUCUGCGGCCACGAGUGGGAUGCGGGGGUGACCUGCACAGAUGCCGUGGAGCUGAGGCUGGCGGGCAGCGGCAGUCCGUGUGCCGGGAGGGUGGAGGUGAAGCUGCAGGGACGCUGGGGCUCGGUGGGAGACGACAGCUGGGACAUGGAGGAUGCCGAGGUGGUUUGCCAGCAGCUGGGCUGUGGCUCGGCUGCCGGUGCCUACUUGGCCCGCGAGAGCUUCGGUAAACGGGACGGGCCCGUCAGUCUGGCCCUGGUGGACUGCAAAGGAUCCGAGGCCAGUCUCUGGGACUGCGAGAUCUGUGGCUGGAGCCCCUAAAACGUCAACAUCCACCAUUGGGACGGCGCCGUUGUGUCCCAAUUUACCUGCGCUUCUCCUGCAGGAUUUUCUCGGCUGGUCGGAGGUGCCGGAGCCUGUGCCGGGCAGCUGGAGGUGCGGCAGGGCCGGGCCUGGCUUGGUGUGUGUGAGGAUCAGGUGGACAUGAAGGCGGCCCAGGUGGUGUGCAGGGAGCUGGGCUGCGGUGAGGCGCUCGCCGUGGGCGGCAGUGGCCGGGUUGGGGCGGCACCGGGAUCGCUCUGGGACGGGGGCUUCCAGUGCAAUGGCACCGAGCCCCUCCUGAGCGCCUGUGCCCGGCGUCCGGCCCCCAGGCAGGGCUGCAGCGGCCGUGCCAGCAUCAUCUGCUCCCCCUACACGGGCUUCCGCCUGGGGAACAGCAGCUCGGGAUGCUCCGGGCGAGUGGAGGUGGCCGUGAGGGGGACGUGGGGCUCCGUGUGCGCCAGCGAGUGGGAGCUGCCCGAUGCGCACGUCCUGUGCCGCCACCUGGGCUGCGGCCGCGCCCUCGCCGUGCCCCCGGGAGGCUCCUUCGGCGCGGGGAGGGGGCCGCUGCGGCCGGACACCUUCGGCUGCAGCGGGAGCGAGCGGCACCCGGGCCAGUGCCCCGUGUCUGUGCUGGGGAAGCCGCCCUGUGCCCCCGGGAACGCCGCUGCUGUCAACUGCUCAGGCGUUGUCAAGUCCGUGCGGCUGGUGGAGGGUGAGACCCGGUGCGAUGGGUGGCUGGAAUUGGCCGUAGACAACGGGACGUGGCGCCGUGUGCCAGCAGACAUUUUGUUCAUACGGAAUUUCAGUAAGGACCUCGUUUCCCCUGCUUAUUUGGACUGGAUGAAAACUGCGCCAGCAGGAAUCCAUCACGGGGCGGAAAUCAUCUGCUCAGGCAGCCGGCAGGUGAGGCUGGUGGGGAGCUCAGGGCGCUGUGCCGGGCGCGUGGAGGUCUAUUCCGGUGGCAGCUGGAGCAGCGUGUGCCAGGAAGGCUGGGAGCUGCAGGACGCUGCCGUUGUGUGCCGGGAGCUGGGCUGUGGCACGGCCCUGGAGGCGCCGAGCUGGGCGCGCUUCGGUGCCGGCACGGGGCCGCUGUGGCCGUACAUGGCCGAGUGCUCCGGGAGCGAGGAGUCUCUCUGGGAAUGCGGGCGCUCGGAACAGCGCGAGUGCGGGCGCGGCCUUGGGGCAGGGGCCGUGUGCUCAGAGCAGAUCUCGGUGCGGCUGGCAGGCGGCCGUGGGCGCUGCCGUGGCUACCUGGAGGUGUCCUAUAACGGCACCUGGGCCCGCGUGUGCUCCAACGGCACCAGCACCGGCACCGCCGCCGCCGUGUGCCGCCAGCUGGGCUGUGGGCACCGGGGCUGGCUGUCGGCCGUCCCCGGCCAGCAGGCGUCCCGUGCCUGGCUGGCCUGGGUGGGCUGCGAGGACGGGGCCCGCUCACUCUGGGGGUGCCCCUCGGCACCCUGGCAGCUGCAGAGCUGCGGCGCUGGCGGGCACGCCCACGUGGAUUGUGAGGAGGACAGCGAUGGCAGCACCGAGACAGACACUACCCCAUAUCCGGAGGGUGCCAGCAGCACAGGUGUCCCCAGCAGCAGCACCCUGGCAGUGGGCGUGGGGACGGUGCCUGUGCCAACUGUGCUGUGCGUGGUGCUGGGGACGCUGCUGUGCCUGGCCCUGGGUGCCCUGGCCGUGCUGCUGUGCCGUGCCCGUGCCUGGCACCGAGGCCUUGGCAGAGCUGCAGAUGCCAUCUCCAAUGCUGUCUACGAGGAGCUGGACUACACGGCCAUGCCGGAGUACCAGGAGGUGCCCAGUGGCCCAGGUUCCCUGUCACAGGGAUGGGUCAAGCAGCUGCCGUAUUCCAGCGGGGACAGCGAUGGAGGGCAGUGACACCGAGGCAGCCCCAGAGCCCCCUGCCUGGCCCCAGCAAGGAAUCCCAGAUGGCUACGACGAUGUCCUGGAUGUGCCACAGGAUCCCCCUGCUCCAGGCA